CUUUUAUACUUUUCCCACUUUCUUCUUUCUCCCUAAGUAUAAAUACACUUACUCACACAUAUCUCUGCUAUCAAAAUUCAUUUGAUAAAUUCAUCCUAAUCCCCCUAUUUUUGGGCUCUUUUACCAAUUCUUUUCCUGGUGAAUUGGUUAGGGAAUUUUGUUGCUGUUUUCUGAAGAAAAAAUCUCUAAUUACCCAAAAAUGGAGCUUGAGAAAGUUGCCGUAGCAGAGGUGGGUGAGAAGAGAAGCAGAAAAGGAGGGUUGAAACAAGGGAAGGCUAACGGAGGUGUCGACCAUGGCGCUGAUCAAUCGGAGCAUGAGAUGCAUAUAUGGACUGAAAGAGAAAGGAGGAAGAAGAUGAGGAAUAUGUUCUCUAGUCUUCAUGCUUUGCUACCUCAACUUCCUGCGAAGGCGGACAAGUCUACCGUUGUUGAUGAAGCAGUAACAUACAUAAAAAACCUUCAACAGACUCUCCAAACACUUGAAAAACAAAAGCUUGAGAAAUUAAAGAAUUCAGCAACGGUUGAUUACGAUCAAUCAUCCAUAAUCACGUCGCAGGUGCAACCUCCUGAAUCAAGGGAAGCAUUCUUUACUGAUAAUCAGGGACCAACAAAUAACUAUCCGAUGACCAUAGACAUAUCUCAGACAUUUCCAGCCCAAGCUUCACCAGCUUGCUUUCAGACAUGGUUUUCAUCCAAUGUAGUCAUUAGUAUGUGUGGGGAUGAUGCACAAAUCAAUGUCUGUUCCCCAAGGAAGCCAGGGACAUUCGCCACUAUCUUGUACAUACUAGAAAAGCAUCAAUUGGAGGUGGUUUCGGCUCACAUUUCCUCAGAUCAAUAUCGUACCAUGUACAUGAUCCAUGUUCAUGCUGGUGGAGCAUCUGAACAAUUUCCGGAGUUACUGUCGAUAGAAGAGACAUUUAAGCUGGCUGCAGGAGAGAUGAACUUAUGCCUCUUUUCGUGUUAACAAUACUAGAAAAUCAUCAAAAAAAGCUUGGUCAGCACUUUCCAUUGUAAUACAAAGGGUUGUUCUAGUGAAUGACUCACGGAAACCCACUGGGAUUGCACCCUAGUUUAGUCUAUCCCUACAGGAAGUUGAUGAAGGUGACUGUCUGCAUGUUAAAGCAAAUCUAUUGCUAUUGUUGGGAUUUUGUGCCUUUAAUGAAAUGAUUUUGUU
This is a messenger RNA of Gossypium arboreum, 1174 nucleotides long. RefSeq names its product transcription factor bHLH95-like. NCBI's taxonomy places the organism in Eukaryota, Viridiplantae, Streptophyta, Magnoliopsida, Malvales, Malvaceae. The record is from RefSeq and is a predicted model, not a curated record. Gene Ontology annotation, biological process: regulation of DNA-templated transcription; endosperm development. Gene Ontology annotation, molecular function: protein dimerization activity; DNA-binding transcription factor activity. The transcript has 3 exons. The coding region runs from base 200 to 964 and encodes 254 amino acids.